Molecule: messenger RNA, 751 nt
Organism: Pocillopora verrucosa
Lineage: Eukaryota; Metazoa; Cnidaria; Anthozoa; Scleractinia; Pocilloporidae
Product: enhancer of split mgamma protein
Molecular function (GO): protein dimerization activity
Source: RefSeq, a predicted model, not a curated record
ACGGUAUCGGCCUGCAGCUCACGUCUCACAGCGAUUGUCUCAUCGAAGAUCAGAAAUCCUAAGAAUCUUUCAGGAAGUAGAGAGGAAAACUUUUUGCCAUGAAAUUUCCAGUAACUCGUGCAGUGGAUAAAAAGGUAAACAAAUCCAUUCAAGAUCGCCUUCGACGCAAAAGGAUAAGCAAGAGCGUUGACGCACUCAGGGAGUUGGUGCUUGGACCUUCGAUCGAACACACGAAGAUCGGAAAAGCGGACAUCCUUAAACUCACAGUACAAUAUAUCAGACGGCAGAAAGAACGUUUGGAAAAUGUCGCAGAAGACCAAGGGACAGUAGAAAUCUGCCAGAGAGAGUCAAGUGCCCUCAUACCUUCAUCUGGAAACAACUGUAAACUGUCAAUUUGUUCAACGAAUGAGCAAACAAAACAAACAAAUGAAAUGAAAAUCUUAGACAGAGACGUUAGUUCUGAGAAUUCUAAGUUCUGUGACAACGAAGACGUCUCUGAUCAACCAUUUUCGAGUCAGUCACAGAUGUAUUCUACCAGAUCCAGCUUAAUUGGAAACACGACCGAGGAUUUUCGAAAACACGCUGUAAAGCGAAAGCCUUUCAGGGAACUGAAUUACGAUCAAAAGAGAAGAACUGACAGACAAACAAUUUGGCGGCCUUGGUGAGGCGCAUGCGUUCUAAGCGACACCAGGUCCGAAAUGAUUCCAUCUCAUAGCCCCAAAACUUUAAUAAAAUUUAUCUUAAACUUUUU